UUACGUAAUAAGAUCUGAUACUGGUACAAUACCAUUCAUUUUACAAAAUGCCUUCCGUUAGGUUAGGAUUUAUAGUUUUAUUCUUAACACUAGUGGCAGGUAAUUCAGGAGUUUUACAUAUUUCCUUCAAUGGAAAAGAUAUCAGUGACCUUCAAGAAGGUGAACCAAUCAGAGUCAUCGAGGGUCAUGACCUUUUAUUUGACUGCUCAUCCAGCUAUGCAAACUCAAGUUUCGUCUGGACCAAAAAUGACAGCCUCUCCUCAUUCAAUCAGAGGAAAAAUAUUACACAGGUACAAGUGACUGAUGGGGGAAUCUAUAAUUGCCAAGCAACAAGUUUUGACGAAAGAAAUGACUAUGAAAUAGUUGAAAAUAAGUCUAUUUCUGUUAAAAUACUUUACCCACCAUCAUAUCCUAUGGCUGGACUGGUUUUCAUUGACAGACCAUAUUACGCUCUUCACGGAGAAAUUAUCACUCUGAGUUGUAAGUCUGAAGCCAACCCCGAGCCAAAUUACCAGUGGCGGAGAGGUGACGUAACCGGACCACUAUUAUCAAGAAAUGCAAAUUAUCGCUUGACUGUCGAGUCAUAUAUUGUAGACUAUCACUGCAUUGUAAAUAACCAAAUGGUUCCUACAGUAGGUGAAGCAAUUACCACAUCCAUUACAAAUAAAUUACAGAUAAGGGUCAAUGUAAAGGCAUACAUACUUCAAACUGAAGAUGGUAUUUAUAGAACUGUCAAUGAGGGUGAUUCCAUAACUGUCAAAUGCAACGCAUAUGGUAAACCUCCACCAAAAAUAUGGUGGACAAAAGCUGGCGACAACAACUUUUAUAUGGAAAGUGACCAUUUGACUGAAAGGUCUGUAAGACGGCACUUCGCGGGGGAUUAUUUCUGCAAUGCUGAAAACAGUGUAACUGCGUCAAAUAGAAGUCGUAUCACAACACAUUCGAAACAAAAAGUUCAUAUUACUGUAAAUGAAAACAAUAUCGGCAAUGAUUCAAGUGAUGCCAAUUGCUUAAAUCAAGACAGCCUGGAAACAAUGGUUGAGGAAGAAGAUUCUAAGAACGUUGCUUUAUUCAUUCUUGCUGCCCUCGGUUGGCUUGGAUUUGCCUCCAGCAUGCUUAUUCAUAUAAUUAUAUGCACGAAGAAUAGAAAUAAGAGACGAGAUAUUGCUAACAAAGCACGAUCUAUUUCAACGAGCAAAAGUAAUGAAACUCUUUCUUCCACAUCCUCUUUUCAUAACUCUGGCAUCUCUGGUUCAUACAGCGAUUUAACAAAGUAUGAUGAAAUGAAGCCCCGAAGCUUCAGUUUAGUGAGUUCAACAAAUUCUGAAUCCUCUAAUAUGACAUCAUUGUCUACUGUGUCUUCAUGCAAUGCUUUUUUACCUAACAAUUAAAGGGAGUUAUUUACAACCUGAAAGUGAAAUCUGAGAACAGAAAAAUCUAUGAAAUUGGAAUCCAUUUGCCUAAAAAUAAUCAAUUACAAAUUAAAUAGAUUCAGUUUUGAGAACUAGAUAACUAAUGCACUGACACAAUUUACAUUUUAUUUUUGCUUUGAUAAAAGUGUUGUGGAAUGGGAUGGUGAUAUAUUAUCUCCAAACAAAAAAUGUUUUAGUUUUAAUUCAGACUUUUCGACCAGAAAAGCAUGAGAAUUUAUUUAUUUUAUUAGUCAACUAGAAAUGUGUCCAUGGGACACAGAUGCCCCCACUACAUGACAUUACAAUGACAAUUUUUUCCCAGGUCAGGGGCCAUAACUCCUACAAUACUGAAUAAAUCCGGACGCAAAACCCCAGGUGCACAACAGCACAUGGUGACCAACAUUCCUGUAAACUUUGGUGACUCUAGGUCAAAUACUUUUGGAGCUACGCGCAACACAACAUUAAAAUGACCAAUUUUUAACUAUAUCAGGUGCAAUAAUUCCUACAUGACUGAAUGAAUCCGGAUGUGAAACCCCAGGUGCACAACUGCACAUGCUGACCAACAUUACUGUAAACUUUGGUGACUCUAGGUCAAAUACUUUUGGAGCUACGCAUGACACAACAUUAAAAUGACCAAUUUUUAACUAAGUCAGGGGCUAUAAUUCCUACAAGACUAAAUGAAUCCGGACGCAAAACCCCAGGUGCAUAACUGCACAUGCUGACCAACAUUUCUGUAAACUUUGGUGACUCUAGGUAAAAUACUUUUGGAGCUAUGUGCGACACAACAUUAAAAUGACCAAUUUUUUACUAAGUCAGGGGCCAUAACUCCUACAUGACUGGAUGAAUCCGGACGUGAAACCACAGGUGCACAACUACACAUGCUGACCAACAUUCCUGUAAAGUUUUGUGACUCUAUGUCAUAUACUUUUUGAGCUAGGCGCGACACAACACUAAAAUGACCAAUUUUUACAAAGUCAGGGGCCAUAACUUCUAAAUGACCGAAUGAAUCCGGACGCGAAACCCCAGGUGCACAACUACACAUGCUGACCAACAUUCCUGUAGAGUUUUGUGACUCUACGUCAAAUACUUUUGGAGCUAGGCGCGACACAACAUUCUGGGAAGGACGGACGGCAAAUCUAUAUGCCCCCCCCCCCCCAAAGUGGGGGCAUAAAAAAGGGGAAUUAAUUCAAUCCUUAAAUUUGUGUGCAAACUUAGUGAUGUGUACCAGCGAUAAUAAUCUUAUUUCAUGCAGCUUGCUGGUAAUAUCAUCAGUUAGCUCUGUGAAAGGUCAGAAAGUUUUAACUUCCAAUUUAUUUUCUCACUUUUUAACCCUUACCCUGCUAAAUUUCUAAAAUGGACUGGUCCAUCAUUCAAUUUGGGCAAUACCAUUUAUUAUUCCAAGGGGUGUUCAAUGAAAAUUUACUGACUGAAUAGCGAACAGUGAAGACCAUGAUCAGCCUGCAAAGACAGAAUCAUUUGCCACCACAGGCUAAAGGUUAAUGUAGCACAACACAUCCUAAUUAAAUGGCAAUGCAGUUACAUGUACACUGACUGUGACAUAAUUACUGAUUGAUAUUAAAAAUGCAAGUAAAAAAUUGAAGAACAACAGAGCAUGGGGGUAUUAAAAGCAUUGUUGCAAUAUCAUAGCACCACAGCUUCUUUGAUAUAGAAGUCAAAGCCAUACAUUGGAAAGUUAAGCUGGUCAAAUGUGAUGCAGCCACAGUGGCAGAUCAGGGCAGGGCAGAUAUGGGACAUGAGCCGCUCAAACAUUAUCAAAAUGCACAAAACUAUGUGGGAAACAAAACCUUGCUUUUCAUUUUUUUUUUGUGUGUGAAUUAUAAGAAAUCUUUUUUUACAACAGAAGCAUACUUUAGGGUAAUGUUUCUCUAAACUGGUAAUGAAUGACAUCAUAGCUCGUUUUUUUUUUUUGCUAAAAAUUCAAGUAUUGCUGUAUAUUAUUGAAAUAUUGCUGUAUAUAAUUCAAAUACUACUGUAUAUAAUUGAAAAAUUUCAGUAAAUGAUUGAAAUGUUGCUGUAUAUAAUUCAAUUACUAUUCAGUUACUACUGUAUAUACUAGUAAUUGAAAAACGUCAGUAAUGAUUGAAAUGUUGCUGUAUAUAAUUCAAUUACUAUUCAGUUACUACUGUAUAUACUAGUAAUUGAAAAACGUCAGUAAUGAUUGAAAUGUUGCUGUAUAUAAUUCAAAUACUACUCAGUUACUACUGUAUAUACUAGUAAUUGAUAACGUCAGUAAAUGAUUGAAAUGUUGCUGUAAAUAAUUGAAGUACUGCUGUAUAUAACUGAAAUAUUGCUGUAUAUAAUUAAAAUACUGCUACAUAUAAUUGAGUGUUGUAUAUUAUUGAAAUACUACUGAUAACAGACAUACUGUUGUAUGUACAGUUGAACUUCGUUAACUUGAACUCGACGGGACCAGCAAAAUUUGUUCAAGUGAUCGGUUGUUUGAGUUAUCGAACAAAAUUCAUUAUACAGGGAUUUUUCCGGGACCUGACGACGAUUUCGAGAGUGGAGUACGAAUUAUCCGAGUUUGAGUUAAUGAAGUUUGACUGUAAUUGAAAUAUAUUGCUAUAUAUUAUUGAAAUACUGUUAACAUUAUUAUGAAUACUGAUGUGUAUAAUUAUUUGUUUUUGUGUUUGUUUGGUUAAGAGUCACAACGGCACAAUCUAGGUCAAAUGACGACUUUUCCAGCUUCAUAUGGUCACACAGGAGAGAGGCAUGGACAGGCACCUGGGUAGAACCACCAACCAUUCAACAGAGCCAGCCCGAUGGCUUCCUAACAUGAAGAACUCUACACCCCAAGUGACGUUUCAAACCAACAUCUGUGAUUCGUAUUCAGUAUGUAAAUGACUGCUGCAUGUAACUGAAAUACGUCCGCUGUAUAUAACUGAAACACUACUGCUGUAUAUAACUGAACAAGAGCUGUCCGUAAGACAGCGCACUCCACUAUUAGGCAAUUUGAUAGUUAAAUGAAUUUAUGUCUCAAUAAGAGACCUCUACUUUAAAAGGAAGAUACACCAAGAAAUAAAAAGACCCUACUACUCAGAGCGGUUAAAAGGUCAAGUAUGGAAAAACAGUCCAAGAAACUACAUGCACAUAAAGUAUAAAGACUUUGCUAAACUCAAAUUAUAUUUCUAUUUAUUUUUUAUUCAUUCUUAUUUUAUUUAUUAUUAUAGCAGAUGAUGAUGAUAAAGAUACAUUUUAAGUU
Messenger RNA from Mercenaria mercenaria, 4635 nucleotides. RefSeq names its product peroxidasin homolog. Gene Ontology annotation, molecular function: cell adhesion molecule binding. Gene Ontology annotation, biological process: cell-cell adhesion. The record is from RefSeq and is a predicted model, not a curated record. Gene Ontology annotation, cellular component: cell-cell junction. The transcript is spliced from 2 exons. Bases 48 to 1391 code for a protein of 447 amino acids. Lineage: Eukaryota; Metazoa; Mollusca; Bivalvia; Venerida; Veneridae.